AUGGAUCCAUCUGAUGAGGACCCUUUUGAACCAGCCUCCUGCUCUUCUACUAAAGAUGAUGAAAAGCUAGAAAAUGUUCAUGAUCUUUUGGAGGAAGGUUGGUUCUUUGGAGAACUGCUCACUAGUAAACCAAGAAUGUUGAGGUGCUAUUCUGAUCCUUCUCCUAACUUUGAUCAAGGCCUUUUGGCAGAGAAUCCUAUUUACAUCCAAAAAUCUUCUUCUUCUUCAAAGAAAGUUUCAGGUACUUUGAUUCGUGCACCAUCCUUACCGCCUCGUCUGGAAAGCAGGGAAGAGACUCUUGAAGAGAAGGAAAGCAGCAGCAGCAGAAGUAAAGGAAUGAGCAAACUGAUCAGGCAAUUAUCAGAUCAAAGUUUGGUUCAGGAAACCAAUUGUAAACCAACUUGCAUUGGAAAAAUUGGAAGUAUUCAAGAGAAAGAAAGUCAUAAUAGAAAGAGCAAAAUGAUGACAGGAAAACCAUCAAAGCAAAGGUUACUCAGAACCCCAUCUCUACCACCUUGCAUAGGUAGAGAAGAAGUGAUUGGACAAAAUGAUGAUGAGUCUGAUAUUACAAUGAGCAGAUUGAUUCGCCAAGCAAUGCCUUAUUCAACUGAAGUCUUGCCUCCGCGCCAUACUCCAAAGGGCAUGAUACAAGAUUACAACAUGCCAAAGUAUAAACCACCAAGAAACUGGAAAGACUUGGGCUGCACCAACCCCAACCAAAAAGUUACAAAGAAAAGCCAAAGUGAUCUUGAAUCCCAAGAAGUGCAAGGAUUUAAAGACUUAGGAUUUACAUUUAACAAACAAGACUUGGACCCAAGUGUGGUUGGAAUCUUACCUGGUUUGCAGCAGGACAACAAAAGGCAAGACCAAGAUCAAAAGGAUGAGGUAAAAAGGCCUUAUCUGUCUGAGGCAUGGCAUGUACAAAGUUGUGCACCUCCAAUUCCAUUAUGGGCUACAAAGAAUUCAGCAGAAGACAUGAAGGUGCAACUCAAGUAUUGGGCAAGAGCAGUGGCAUCUAAUGUGAGAUAGACUCAAAAAUUUGCUGAUAUUCUUAUAAACACAUAAUUCUCAUAAACUUUUUCAAAUAAUGGAAGAAUGGGAAUGAGAAUAACCCUCUGCUAAUCAAUUCUUUUUGGUUCUUUUUGGUCCUUUUUGGCUUUUCCUGUUGUGUGUUUGUGCUGGUCCCAAAUGAGCUAUCUUGUCAACUCAUAUACUAGAUCAAAUCUUGCUGUAAGCAUAUAACACACAGAGAAAAAAAUAUGGAGGAAUGGCUUAAAGGAACAAGCAAUAAGAUUCCUGUUGAUUUAUA
Ricinus communis (castor bean) is the source of this 1309-nucleotide messenger RNA. RefSeq lists its product as uncharacterized. NCBI's taxonomy places the organism in Eukaryota, Viridiplantae, Streptophyta, Magnoliopsida, Malpighiales, Euphorbiaceae. The transcript has 2 exons. The coding region runs from base 1 to 1029 and encodes 342 amino acids. The record is from RefSeq and is a predicted model, not a curated record.